This is a messenger RNA of Geodia barretti, 500 nucleotides long. The record is from the annotation of a GenBank genome assembly. Lineage: Eukaryota; Metazoa; Porifera; Demospongiae; Tetractinellida; Geodiidae.
ACUGCCUCGGAGUUUGUAAACUUUCGUGUCUUCGGAAGUGGUCUGUUAUCGGUUGCCGUGGGCCUGGAGGGAGUGGCAACGCCGAACGAUUCGUCUAGUGGCCAUCCUAUUCUUUCACUGCACUCUCCAGCUAUAGUCAAGGUAUUCAGGAUGGUUGGUUGGCCUGUCCUUCCCCCCACUUGCUUGCUAAAAGUACGAACAAUUUAGGCCACCCUAUUCUUUCACUGCACACUCCAGCUAUAGUCAAGGUAUUCAGGAUGGUUUGGUUGGCUCUGUCCUUCCCCCACUUGCUUGCUAAAAGUACGAACAAUUUAGGCCACCCUAUUCUUUCACUGCACUCUCCAGCUAUAGUCAAGGUAUUCAGGAUGGUUGGUUUGGUCUGUCCUUCCCCCCACUUGCUUGCUAAAAGUACAAACAAUUUAGGCCACCCUAUUCUUUCACUGCACUCUCCAGCUAUAGUCAAGGUAUUCAGGAUGGUUGGUUGGUCUGUCCUUCCCCCC